Messenger RNA from Atta colombica, 652 nucleotides. RefSeq names its product ejaculatory bulb-specific protein 3-like. The coding region runs from base 20 to 412 and encodes 130 amino acids. NCBI's taxonomy places the organism in Eukaryota, Metazoa, Arthropoda, Insecta, Hymenoptera, Formicidae. The transcript is spliced from 2 exons. The record is from RefSeq and is a predicted model, not a curated record.
ACACAGCUGUGCAAACAAAAUGGCUCGAUUAUACCAUAUUGCAUCAAUCGUUAUUGUAAAUAUAUUUGUACUGAUGUGCAUUCUUGCAGAAGAAGAACAUUAUACUGAUAAAUACGAUAAUCUUGACUAUCAUACUCUUCUCAAUAAUAAGACUAUGCGAGACUCAUAUUACAAUUGUUUCAUGGAAAUAGCACCAUGUCAGACACCAGUACAGAAGACCCUAACAAGCAUAUUCAGCGAAGCUUAUCAAACUAAAUGCAAGAAGUGCACUGAAAAACAAAAAGAAAUGUUUGCCACAGUUAUUGACUGGUACAUGAAGAAUGAGCCACAUAAAUGGCAAUUAAUAAUUGUGAAGAUUAUAGAAAAUAUGAAGAAGAAAGCCACUCAACAAUCGCUGGCAACAGAUGAAUAAUGGAGCUCUCGAUACGUGCUAUAUCCAAAUAUAUAAUUAAUAUGAAUGUAUAUAAUUUCUGAUUAGAGCCCUCGGAGUGAACGUUGUGAUACUCGCACGACGGACGCAAGGUCAAAUGUGAUCCAAGAGCGAUAUUGUUUUAAAAUGUUUGAAAAGCAGUUUUUUGUUACAAUAUGUAGUAAAUUAUUUUAAAUAUGUAGAACGUGAAACACAUAUUUAAUAAAUAGAAAUAAAUAUCUA